Messenger RNA from Rattus norvegicus (Norway rat), 704 nucleotides. RefSeq names its product membrane spanning 4-domains A5 (gene Ms4a5). Gene Ontology annotation, cellular component: membrane. The transcript is spliced from 5 exons. The coding region runs from base 77 to 673 and encodes 198 amino acids. NCBI's taxonomy places the organism in Eukaryota, Metazoa, Chordata, Mammalia, Rodentia, Muridae. The record is from RefSeq and is marked validated.
CAGGAAACGAAGAUGAUUUAAAUGGGAGUACCAGCUACAUCCUUUUCUUCCACUUGAAAAAACCAACUAUACCAUCAUGGAUUCAAAAAAUGUGCAUAGUCCCGUUUUCCUGGUGUUUCCUCCAGAGAUCAUCACUUCAGAGUACCGAACAGCAGAAUUUACAGCCACAGCCUACGAUUCCCAAAACCAAGUGCAGAAAAUCCUUAUCAGAAAAUUGAAGAUCUUAGGGACCACCCAGAUCCUGUUUGGAAUCAUGAACUUCUCAUUUGGAGUUGUUUUCCUUUUCACCUUGGUAAACCCAUACCCAAGGUUCCCUUUUAUAUUUCUCUCAGGAUAUCCUUUCUGGGGCUCUGCUUUGUUCAUUAACUCUGGGGCCUUUCUGAUUGCUCUGAAAAGAAAAACUACAGACACUCUGAUAAAAAUGAGCCAGGCGAUGAAUUUACUUAGUGCCCUGGGAGCAGCAGCUGGAAUCAUUCUCCUCAUAUUUGCUUUCCUUCUAGAUGGAGAAUUCAUCUGUGGCUAUUCUCCAGAUGGUAUUCAGUGUGGUGCUAUUACCACUCUAUUUGUUGGGAUUUUGAUUAUGUUGAUGAUCUUCAGCGUUGCUGAACUGUUCAUUUCCCUCUUUUCCUCGAUUUUGGGGUGCUACUCAGAAGAAAGUGGGGGAUGCUGUUGAAUAGCACUGUACAAGUAAAACUGCAAAAUGA